Molecule: messenger RNA, 345 nt
Organism: Candidula unifasciata
Lineage: Eukaryota; Metazoa; Mollusca; Gastropoda; Stylommatophora; Geomitridae
Source: the annotation of a GenBank genome assembly
AUGCCAUUCUAUCAUACCUUCUAUGAAGAGAGAGCCAAGUGCUUAGAGAGUACAAUCCAGCAGCACACAGAACACACCAUGUUUGAGGAGUUUGCCGAGAACGUCUUUGCUCCCAUGCUGCCUGUCAAUGCUGCCAUUGUGGAUAUGACAUUAUCGUCAGAAUCAAGCAAUGCCAGUUUGAACGAGGUCCUGCAGCCAGCAGACCCACAGCCCUCGCAGAUGUCCCCCAACACCAGCAGGCAGAGAGCAGGUCAGCAUCAUCAUUCAGCCCCGGUAGCCAUCUUCUGGCCCACAGGCUUCCGGAGACAGCAGCGAGCCGCCAGCACUGACUUCGAUACCUUGUAG